UUAGCUUAAAUGUUGGUUUGUCACAAACUUUUCAUUAUAAUGACCUGCCAAUGCAAUUGUAAUAGGUUUUACAUCAUGAGCCUUCAGAGCCGACCGUUCAGGUUUUCAACGAUCACGCAUCAUGCGAAUGUGACACAAUGCCUUGGAUCAAUCGGAGGUCAUGUUUGGUAUCUCGGAGUUGCUAAGCCAUCCUUGGUGGAUUCGAAAGAAGUUGAGAAAGAAAAGAGGAAGAUAGCAGUGCAAUCUCGUUUCAGUCAUUUCUACCUGUCUCCAGCCAUUGAUGAUGUUCAUGUUUUCAGAAUUUCUGGUCCUAAGUUUAUUAAACUUAAUUGCGGAACAUGGCAUGCCGGACCUUUGUUCAGAGCGGAUGCAAUGGACUUCUACAACUUAGAGCUAAGCGAUACCAAUGUUGCGGAUCAUACAACACACUCCUUCAAGGAAAAUGGAGUCAUGUUUUCAUUUGAUGAGUAGCCGUGCCUUUCUUUGUUGGCGAGCUCGAUUCAUCAAUGGAAACAAACUGGUUCGAAAGGAAUUGCAGAUGCCAGAGAUGACUGAAAAUUGACAUUCAUCAUUGAAAGCUAGUUCUAAAGGAAUUGGAAAUAUCCGGUCAUUUUCACAGUGUGAAAACUUUCCAUAUUUACUAGCAAAAUAUAUUGGAUUUACAUUUUAAUUUCUCAUGCCUCGAUGUUAUACUGCGAUCAACAUGUGGAUUUUGUUCUUGGUCGAGUUUC
Hibiscus syriacus is the source of this 731-nucleotide messenger RNA. RefSeq lists its product as uncharacterized. Gene Ontology annotation, molecular function: ureidoglycolate hydrolase activity. The coding region runs from base 10 to 471 and encodes 153 amino acids. The record is from RefSeq and is a predicted model, not a curated record. Lineage: Eukaryota; Viridiplantae; Streptophyta; Magnoliopsida; Malvales; Malvaceae. The transcript has 2 exons.